AUGGGGUCCCGACAACAUGUUCGGGACUAUAGAAGCAGUUCCCCGCUUCCCUAUGGAGAUGAUAUCAGGGCUUACAAGAAAGAGUAUGCCGAAGCUCUGGAUGCUCAAGACCCUCUUCGGUCCUUCCGGGAUGAGUUUAUUAUUCCGUCCAAGAAGGAUUUGCAGCGGAAGACUCUGGCGGUGGAUGAGGGUAACGAAGCAUCUGACUCGAGAUGCAUUUACUUUUGCGGCAAUUCACUGGGAGUCCAGCCUUGCAGUACCCAGAAAUAUAUUCAGCAGUACCUGAGAACUUGGGCAACGAAAGGCGUGACCGGGCAUUUCGUACCUCAUGACGAUCAAUUGCUACCACCAUUUGUCGACGUCGAUACCGCAGGCUCUAAACUCAUGGCCCCGGUGGUUGGUGCCUCUCAGAGCGAAGUAGCUGUUAUGGGAACCUUGACUGCCAACUUGCACUUGCUAAUGGCAAGCUUCUAUCGCCCAACAAAAGAGAAGUACAAGAUUAUCCUGGAAGGCAAGGCCUUUCCUAGUGAUCAUUAUGCGGUUGAGUCUCAGCUUCGCCACCAUAACUUCGAUCCGAAGGAGGGCAUGGUGUUGAUUGAGCCGAAGGACUUAGAUCAACCUACCCUGAGCACAGAACAAAUCAUCAAAGUAAUCGAUGAUAAUGCUUCGAGUACUGCGCUAAUCCUGCUCUCAGCUAUUCAAUUCUACACAGGGCAGUACUUUGAUAUUGAACGGAUCACCGCCCACGCCCACUCCCAAGGCAUUUUGAUCGGUUGGGACUGUGCCCAUGCCGCCGGCAAUGUGGAUUUGCGUCUUCACGAUUGGAAUGUGGAUUUUGCCGCCUGGUGCAAUUACAAGUAUCUCAACAGCGGUCCGGGUGGAAUAGCAGGACUAUUUGUCCAUGAGCGCCACGGCUCCAUCGAUGAGAAACAGCCCGAGGGCGACGAGACAUUCCGGCCUCGACUCUCGGGCUGGUGGGGUGGAGAUAUCAAGACGCGCUUCAACAUGGAGAACAAAUUCCUGCCCCAACCCGGCGCGGCUGGGUUCCAACUAUCGAACCCUUCUGUCCUGGAUAUCACCGCAGUUGUCGCAUCUCUCGAAAUAUUCAAUCGAGCGACAAUGAAAGAGAUCCGACAGAAGUCCCUCCAUCUUACAGGAUAUCUAGAACAUCUUCUGAUGAAGUAUCCUCUGGAUGCAACUCCAGAAGAUAAACCAUUUACCCUCAUCACGCCAUCAAAUCCAGCUGAGAGAGGUGCUCAGCUCAGUCUUCGUCUCCAGCCAGGGUUACUUGAUUAUGUUCUGCAUUGCUUGGAGGAGAAUGGUAUUGUUAUUGACGAGAGGAAACCAGACGUGAUUCGGGUCGCCCCUGCGCCAUUGUACAACACCUAUACAGAAGUGUGGGAGUUCUGUCAAGUCUUCCUGAAAGCAUGUAAAGAGGCUGUCAAAGCGCGCUGA
This is a messenger RNA of Penicillium paradoxum, 1455 nucleotides long. RefSeq names its product kynureninase (gene bna5-1). The record is from RefSeq and is a predicted model, not a curated record. Gene Ontology annotation, molecular function: kynureninase activity; pyridoxal phosphate binding. The coding region runs from base 1 to 1455 and encodes 484 amino acids. NCBI's taxonomy places the organism in Eukaryota, Fungi, Ascomycota, Eurotiomycetes, Eurotiales, Aspergillaceae. Gene Ontology annotation, biological process: NAD+ biosynthetic process. The transcript has 4 exons. Gene Ontology annotation, cellular component: cytoplasm.